AAACCGUCAGAUCACAUUAACCCAUUUUGCCAUCUCCCAAUAUAGAAAACUAUUUCUAUUUCGUUCUUAUCCGCAGUCACACAAAAAAAUACUCCGUCAUUUUUUUUUUUCUUUUCUCAUUUUUUCAUAAUAAUCUUCUUCUACUCUUCUACUUCUAGUAUAUAGAAUUUGAAUCACUUUCUUUCUUCUAACUUUUUCCAUUACUCAACGUUUCAUUUAAUCUUCUUUCUCACACAAACAUAAACACAAACACAAACACUGCACUUUUAUUCUUUUCUUAAAUUUUCAAUUUCAAACAACAACAAUGCUUUCUAGAUCUUGUUUAGGUUUACUAAAUCAUCAACUAUCACUAAACAACAACAACGAUGAUGAUUACGAAAACAUAAACACCGUUCAACAACAAUUCAUCACAACGUUAAACCAACAACAACAACCCAAUUUUCAACAUUCAAACAACGUUCUUUCACUUCCUUCAUCACCAAUUUCUCGUAAACAAAGAAUGAUUAUAGUAUCAAACCAGUUACCAAUACGCGUCGUUUCAUCUUCUCACAACGAUGAAAACUUCAAAUUUGAAUGGGAUGUUGAUAGCAUAACGUUUCAGCUCAAAGAAGGUUUAUCUUCUGAUUCUGAAGUUUUUUACGUUGGUUCGUUGAAAACACAGAUUGAAAUUGAACCGUCACAACAAGAAGAAAUUGCGAAAAUUUUGUUACAUGAAUUUCGUUGUGUUCCAACUUUUUUACCUUCAGAAAUUCACAGUGGAUUCUACCAUGGUUUCUGUAAGCAUUAUCUUUGGCCUCUGUUUCACUAUAUGGUUCCUGUAACGAAGAGUCAAGGUGCACGUUUUGAUGAUUCUCAGUGGCGUGCUUAUGUUACUGCAAAUAGAAUCUUCGCCGACAAGGUACGAGAAGUUCUUAACGCUGAUGAGGAUUAUGUUUGGGUUCAUGAUUAUCAUCUUAUGAUUUUGCCAACUUAUUUGAGGAAACGUUUUCCUAAAGUCAAAUUGGGUUUUUUUCUUCAUAACACUUUUCCUACUUCGGAAAUUUAUAGAACAAUCCCUGUUCGUGAGGAUAUUUUGAGGGGUUUGUUGAAUUGUGAUUUAAUUGGGUUUCAUACUUUUGAUUAUGCAAGACAUUUUUUGUCUUGUUGUGGUAGAAUGUUGGGUUUGGAUUAUGAGUCUAAAAGAGGUUACAUUGGACUUGAUUACUUUGGGAGAAAUGUUACUAUUAAGAUUCUUCCUGUGGGGAUUCACAUGGGUCUUCUCGAAUCGGUUUUGUCGUUGUCUGAUACAGCUAAGAGGGUGAAGGAGUUGAAGGAAGAGUAUGAAGGGAAAGAUGUGAUUUUGGGGGUUGAUGAUAUGGAUUUGUUUAAAGGUAUUGGGUUGAAGUUUUUGGCAUUGGGGAAGCUUUUGGAGGAUAAUGAAAAAUUAAGGGGUCAAGUUGUGUUGGUUCAGAUUCUGAAUCAAGCGAGGAGUAGCGGAAAAGAUAUUCAGGAUUUGAAGUUUGAGAUUGAAGCGAUUGCUAAAGAGGUUAACAAUGAAUAUGGUGAUGAACAAUCUGGGUAUAGGCCAAUUGUUUGUAUAAAUGGACCGGUUUCGACUCAGGAAAAGGUUGCAUACUAUGCUAUAUCGGAAUGUUGUAUUGUGAAUGCUGUGAGAGAUGGGAUGAAUUUGAUGCCUUAUGAGUAUACUGUUUGCAGACAAGGAAGUGCUAAAUUGGACAAAGCACUUGAGGUGGAAAAUGAUGAGGCUAAAAAGAGUGUUAUUAUUGUUUCUGAGUUCAUUGGUUGUUCGCCUUCGCUCAGCGGCGCAAUUCGGGUGAAUCCGUGGAACAUUGACGAUGUUUCUGAGAAGAUUAACUCAGCACUCAAAAUGACAGAUUCCGAGAAGCAAUUGCGGCACAAGAAGAAUUAUAAGUACAUAAGCUCCCAUGAUGUAGCGUAUUGGGCUAAGAGUUUUGAUCAGGAUUUAGAGAGAGCUUGUAGGGAGCAUUAUCUCAAAGUAUAUGUUGGAUUCGGACUUGAUCAUUUUAGAAUCAUUGCUUUGGAUCCUAGUUUUAAGAAGCUCUGUCUUGAUGACAUUGUCCCUGCUUACAGAGAUACAAAGAGUAGAUUGAUCCUUUUGGAUUAUGAUGGCACCAUGAUGCCUCAGGGAUCAACAAACAAAGCUCCAAGUUCUGUUGUUAUCAAUCUCUUGAAUUCCUUAUGCAGUGAUCCCAAAAAUAAAGUGUUCAUUGUUAGUGGCAGGGGUAGAGUUUGCCUUAGCGACUGGUUUUCUCCAUGUGACAAAUUGGGUCUCUCUGCAGAACAUGGUUACUUCACUAGGUGGAGUAAGGAUUCACAUUGGACGACUUGCAGAUUGGCAUCAGAUUUUGAUUGGAAAAUUAAUGUAGAAAAGGUGAUGUCGCUUUAUACAGAAGCAACGGAUGGUUCCUUCAUUGAAGAAAAGGAAAGUGCAAUGGUUUGGCAACAUCAAGAAGCAGAUCCUGAUUUUGGACUGUGGCAAGCUAAAGAGCUUCUUGUUCACCUUGAGAGUAUGCUGGCCAAUGAUCCUGUAGUAGUUAAAAGGGGACAGCAUAUUGUUGAAGUAAAGCCUCAGGGUGUGAGCAAAGGUAAAGUAGUGGAAGAGCUUAUAUCAACCAUGAGGAAUGAAGGGAAGUCACCAGAUUUUCUGCUAUGCAUAGGAGAUGAUAGAUCAGAUGAAGAUAUGUUUGAAAGCAUUGCUAAUUUAGCUUUAUCAACCAUAUCACAAGUUUUUGCAUGCACUAUUGGUUUUAAACCAAGCAGGGCUAAAUACUAUUUGGAUGAUACUGGUCAUGUUAUCAAUCUGCUCGAAGGACUUGCCGCAACAUCAGCAGCAGAUUUAAGCACAGUGUAGAAAGAAUUCUCUUUACAGAAAACAAUGUUGUACAGAAUGGUAGAUACCUUCUUCAUAGGUUCAUUUUGGAUGAAAAAAAAGGUCAAUCAAUACUUGUAGAAUUUUACAGAUUAGCUAGUUAGCUUAUUCAUGUAACUAGCAGCAAAAUUUCUUUCUUUUUGUAUGAAAAGGAAUGAAUACAGGUUUAUGCUUUUGUGAAACGAAUUACCUAACAUCAAUA
This is a messenger RNA of Trifolium pratense (red clover), 3092 nucleotides long. RefSeq names its product probable alpha,alpha-trehalose-phosphate synthase [UDP-forming] 11. Lineage: Eukaryota; Viridiplantae; Streptophyta; Magnoliopsida; Fabales; Fabaceae. Gene Ontology annotation, biological process: trehalose biosynthetic process. Gene Ontology annotation, molecular function: catalytic activity. Gene Ontology annotation, cellular component: cytosol. Bases 305 to 2872 code for a protein of 855 amino acids. The record is from RefSeq and is a predicted model, not a curated record. The transcript is spliced from 3 exons.